Molecule: messenger RNA, 471 nt
Organism: Meloidogyne enterolobii
Lineage: Eukaryota; Metazoa; Nematoda; Chromadorea; Rhabditida; Meloidogynidae
Source: the annotation of a GenBank genome assembly
AUGCUUGUUUUUCGUUACUGGCUGAAGAAGCUUUCCUAUUGUUUUACUGAAAACUUCAAAUUUGAGCAAGGCUUUAUCAAUCCGGAUAUUCUCGAAUUAUUUUUUGGUGAUGCUCCGUUGAAAUUCCACACAAAAUAUUUUUAUCUAUACCAUAAAGAAGGCCUAGACUACUCGGUUCCUGGAGGAUUUGAAUUUAUGUACCAUCACGUCGUUAUUCAUGGACGCAAAGGCUUUCACUAUGACGAUUCUAAAUGGAAAAUGUUUGGCGAAAUGGUAAAUGAAGAGGAACGUUAUUUUCCUGGAGAGGAGGAGGAAGAGAAAGUAUUUUGUAAGGUUGUGGAAUACGAAAUGUUUCGUGUAGAUGAUCCAGAAAUAGAUGAUCUAGAUUAUAUGUAUUUAUGUUUCCGUAUUGGCUCUAAGAAAGCAUUUCAUUUCGAAAAUUUUGGUAUUAUAUAUUUAUGUAAUAGAUAA